CGCUCUACUCCAUUUAACAUCCACCUGAAAUUGCUCUCCUAACACAUAAAUUUCUCUUCCGCUCUCUCUCUCUCUCUCUGUAUUGACAUACACGUAACACAAACGUGCAUUCAUGGCUUCCCAAAACCUGAAGCACCGUAUCAAAGAUGGCCCGGCCGACACGCCCAACGUGGACAGCAACUACACCAAAAACAAACGGGAUAAGAGAGCGGACAUGGCCAAGCGUGGCCUUCGAUCAUUGUCCAUAGCCGUUGCUCUUCCUCUCGCCCUUAUCCUUUUUGACAUCUACUUUUUUGGUUCAAGUCGUAGCUAUGUCGCAAUGAAGAAACCAUUCUGGUUCCCUCCAUUGUGGGUGAUACACACAUUUUGCAUGGCUUCGAGUUUCUUAAUGGGUCUCUCGUCGUGGCUUGUAUGGGCUGAAGGUGGUUUCCACAAGAACCCAAUGGCUUUGUCUUUCUGCUUGGGUGAGCUUUUAUUGAGUUUAGCUUGGCAUCCUAUUGUGUUGCAUGUGGGUGCCAAUUGGGUCGGGUUGAUUUUGUGCUUAGCUACGUUUGGGGCUUUAGCGGGUUGUUGUCGGGCUUACCGGGAGGUCAAUCCAAUAGCUAGUGAUUUGGUAAAGCCAUGUUUGGCUUGGACGGCGUUUUUGGCCAUUGUAAAUCUCAAGCUUCUUUUUCUUUGAAGUGUAGCUGAUGAUGCCUUUACUUGUGUUGUACUUCCCUUUAAAACAAUAUGUGAAGAUAUAAUAAGCAUUAACAUAUAAUUUGAUUUCA
Messenger RNA from Mangifera indica (mango), 770 nucleotides. Its product is annotated as translocator protein homolog. The transcript has a single exon. Gene Ontology annotation, cellular component: membrane. The record is from RefSeq and is a predicted model, not a curated record. Lineage: Eukaryota; Viridiplantae; Streptophyta; Magnoliopsida; Sapindales; Anacardiaceae. The coding region runs from base 113 to 679 and encodes 188 amino acids.